Molecule: messenger RNA, 329 nt
Organism: Staurois parvus
Lineage: Eukaryota; Metazoa; Chordata; Amphibia; Anura; Ranidae
Source: the annotation of a GenBank genome assembly
GAGAAGAUUAAUAAUAGGCAUUUUACAAAACUAUUAAUAAAACAGUUUUAUCUAUUAUUUUUCAUAGUGUUUUGUAUCUGUGUUGGAGCUGCAAUAUUUUUUCUCCUCUGUGGUUCAGCACCAGGGGUGGACUGACAACUCAUGGGGCCCCCGGGCAAUAGGGGAUCAUGGGGCCCCUGUGUCCUCGCCCAAACUCAAACCACACCCAAAAAAGCCUAUGAAAGUUACCAGGGGCAUCUCAUGGGGCCCCCUACUGACCCCGGGCCCUCGGGCAGUGCCCGAGUGCUCGAAUGGUCAGUCCGCCCCUGUUCAGCACUCUUUUAGCCUGA